AUGUCCUGUGCCGCAUCCACAACCUGUGGGGCUAGUUCUUGUGCGACAUCUGCGCCUGCGCUAUCUGGUUUCGGACAGAACCAUCCCGCUCCCAAGCUCACUGAAGAGCAAAAAGAGGCGCUGAAAAAGAAGCAAGAGGUGCGCGAAGAGAAGAAGCGACAGGAAAGGGAGAUCCGAUACAAAGCUUGGGCCGACACCAAGGCCAAACUCUCCGACGCGACUAGCAAGAAGGCUAAACUUCGAGACAGCGGCAUCUACUCCAUAACAGCCGACUCGGGGACUACCUAUUACGGUUCAACGCCUGAGGAGGUAGCGGAACGUGAACGACAAGAGAAGAAACAACAGCGAAGAGAAGCCCGAGCCGAGGUCGCUAACACGAUCAAAGCAAAACGUAACGAAACCACAAAGAAGAGCGAGAAGAUCCGGUUGGCCGUGACGUGGCUCACGCUCAAGCUUCAUCUUUGA
Molecule: messenger RNA, 465 nt
Organism: Alternaria postmessia
Lineage: Eukaryota; Fungi; Ascomycota; Dothideomycetes; Pleosporales; Pleosporaceae
Exons: 2
Coding region: 1-465 (154 amino acids)
Source: RefSeq, a predicted model, not a curated record